Molecule: messenger RNA, 766 nt
Organism: Camarhynchus parvulus
Lineage: Eukaryota; Metazoa; Chordata; Aves; Passeriformes; Thraupidae
Gene: CISD2
Product: CDGSH iron sulfur domain 2
Exons: 3
Coding region: 40-444 (134 amino acids)
Biological process (GO): autophagy of mitochondrion; regulation of autophagy
Cellular component (GO): mitochondrial outer membrane; intracellular membrane-bounded organelle
Molecular function (GO): 2 iron, 2 sulfur cluster binding
Source: RefSeq, a predicted model, not a curated record
CCGGGUCGGCGCGCGGGGGCACGGCGGGAGAGGCCGGCGAUGGUGCUGGACACUCUGGCCCGCAUCGUCAAGGUGCAGCUGCCCGCGUACCUCAAGCGCCUGCCGCUGCCCGAGAGCGUCGGCGGCUUCAUCCGCCUCACAGUUUCAGAAUGGCUGCGGUUACUGCCUUUCCUGGGCGUGCUGGCCUUGCUCGGUUACCUUGCUGUUCGUCCCUUCCUCUCCAAGAAGAAACAGCAGAAGGAUAGCUUGAUUAACCUCAAGAUCCAGAAGGAAAAUCCCAAAGUAGUGAAUGAGAUCAACAUUGAAGAUCUGUGCCUCACUAAAGCUUACUGCAGGUGUUGGCGUUCGAAGACGUUCCCUGUCUGUGAUGGCUCCCACAACAAGCACAAUGAGUUAACAGGAGAUAAUGUAGGUCCACUAAUACUCAAGAAGAAAGAAGUAUAGCAGAUGCUUAAUGUAGGUCAUGACUGAUAAAAAGUCUUUUAUACUGUUGUAGUUGCAAGGGACAGCGUUUUGUUAUGUGAUUGGUAUGAUUUAGUUUCAUGAUUGCUAUAGAUUUCUUUUUGGAAUAAAUUGCAUUUAGACAGUGAUGAAUUUGUCACUGUUUUGGUACCUUAUUCUGAGAAGAAUUUUGCCUGCUUUGUAAAACUGUAAAAUACCUAUCUCUGUAAAUAAGUCGUUUAUUUCAAUAAUAAAUUGACUUUCUACAACUAAGCCUUUUUUUGUAUGAACAUACAAUUAUAAAACUGUCACUAUUUCAAGUGCA